Messenger RNA from Thlaspi arvense, 2094 nucleotides. Lineage: Eukaryota; Viridiplantae; Streptophyta; Magnoliopsida; Brassicales; Brassicaceae. The record is from the annotation of a GenBank genome assembly.
CCAGCACUUCAAAUGGACUUCAAAUGGAGUUGUAAGAAACAAGAGAGAAUCUCUACAUUAUUAGUUUUGCGUUUCGUUUCGUGAUAGAGCUUGUAAUUAAUCAAGCAGAUGGCUAGGAAGAAGAGAAGCGUUAGGUCCUUAAUGGGGGAGGGAGUGGUUUCCGAUGGUGCAAAAAAAUUCAAGAUCUACAACAAACCGCUUAUGAUUUGCACCACUAUUCAAAUUCGCUCACAAUGCAACCCAUUUAUCCUUCCAAGAUGUUUGAGCUACAGAAUCCAAGCGAAGAAACAAAAAAAGUCCAAUUCAUCAGGUGGUGCAAUUUUCAACUAUAUGGAUAGUAAAAACAACAUACUAAAAGCUGAAGAUGUGAAGGACUAUUCUUGUACAUUUUGCUCAAUGAAAUGUGGAAGCCUCGAGGGCUUGAAACUUCAUUUGACGUCAUCACAUGACAUCUUUGAAUACAACUUCCGGCUGUGGAAUAAAGAUCACCCGACGAUUGAUGUCUCCCUGAAACCUGUAGCAUUCAAAUUUGGGGAACUACGCAAGUCAUUAGAGAAUCACCAUGGGAUUCCAUUUACCUUUUGGUCGAAACGUCAGCGAAGACAAAGAGAUGAUAGGCGUCACUUGUUGAAGCUGGAAAGGAAAAUCGAAGAUAUUAAGUUUACUCAGCUAGAGCCUCUUCCUCGUAAGAGAAAAAGGACAUCUUUAAAGGAGUCCAAGGACACAAGCACCGACAAUCAACUAGAAAUAGGUCAAUGUUCUAAACCUAAGGAGCCUCUUCCUUGUAGGAGAAAAAGGACACAUGCAAAGCGGUCCAAUGGCAUAAGCACCGACAAUCAACUAGAAAUAGGUCAAUGUUCUGAACCUGAGCAGCCUCUUCCUUGUAAGAUAAAAAGGACACCUGCAAAGCGGUCCAAGGGCACAAGCACCGACAAUCAACUAGAAAUAGGUCAAUGUUCUAAAUCUAAGGAGCCUCUUCCUUGUAGGAGAAAAAGGACAUCUGCAAAACAGUCCAAGGACACAAGCACUGACAAUCAACUAGAAAUAGGUCAAUGUUCUAAACCUAAGGAGCCUCUUCCUCGUAAGAGAAAAAGGACAUCUUUAAAGCGGUUCAAGGGCACAAGCACCGACAAUCAACUAGAAAUAGGUCAAUGUUCUAAAUCUAAGGAGCCUCUUCCUUGUAAGAGAAAAAGGACAUCUGCAAAGCAGUCCAAGGGCACAAGCACCGACAAUCAACUAGAAAUAGGUCAAUGUUCUAAACCUAAGGAGCCUCUUCCUUGUAGGAGAAAAAGGACACAUGCAAAGCGGUCCAAUGGCAUAAGCAUCGACAAUCAACUAGAAAUAGGUCAAUGUUCUGAACCUGAGGAGCCUCUUCCUUGUAAGAUAAAAAGAACACCUGCAAAGCGGUCCAAGGGCACAAGCACUGACAAUCAACUAGAAAUAGGUCAAUGUUCUAAACCUAAGGAGCCUCUGCCUUGUAGGAGAAAAAGGACACCUGCAAAGCGGUCCAAUGGCAUAAGCACUGACCGUCUCAAGAAACUGCAUUUCCAUAACUUUAUGACAGGGCAGCCAAUGACGAUUGAACUAGCAUUGGCUGGUGAGGAUAGCGAAGCUAAACCUGCUGAUGAAUUUAAAGAUAUGGAAGAACGUUGGACGCCUGAUACAUAUACGGAUACGAAGGACGAGGACAAGCGAAUAAUGGUGUUGGCGGAUAGAGAUGUUCCUGGGGCAUGUGAAGCGUUCGUAAACAAUCAUGAGAAAGAGCUGAUCAGUACCAGUCAAUAUUUCGUGCAGUGGAGAGUUUUUAUGCUUAACCUGUGGAACAAGGGUCUCAUCUGCGCCAAGACCAUGGAUAAAUGCAAUGCCUUCCUCCUCAAGUCACAAGAAGCAGCAGAAGCAGAAGCAGAAGCAGCAGUCCCAUCAUCAUCCACCUCUCAAGCUACUGCUGCUGAUCGCAACGAGCAACAACCUAUGGAACUUGAUCAUUCCAGCGAAAAAGCAGCAGCCGCCUCAUUGCUAUUGUUGUCAUCAGCAGUCCCCUCUCAAGCUACUGCUGAUCGCAACGGGAAACAACCUAUGGAAGUUGAAGAAUAA